CUUUUCCACUGUGCGAGUGCUUUCCCGUUCGUUCUGCGUUUGCGUGUCAUAACGAUGCAGCGGGUGACGCUCGCCUUGGCCUGGCCUCUGCUCAGAAGAAAGGCUUUCUGGGGCUGGAGAUCGUCUGCGGCCAUGUCGAGCCUCCUCAUUCAGCAGCCCAACUAUAGCUGGUUGAAAGAGUUGGGACUGAAGGAAGACAACCACGGCGUGUUCAACGGGAGCUGGGGUGGGAGAGGCGAGGUUGUCACUUCCUAUUGCCCAGCAAACAAUGAACCAAUAGCCAGAGUAAGACAGGCUACUUUGGAGGAAUAUGAAGAAACGGUACAAAAAGCGAAAGAAGCAUGGGAAAUAUGGGCUGAUAUUCCAGCACCAAAACGAGGAGAAAUAGUGAGACAAAUUGGUGAUGCUCUGAGAAAGAAAAUUGAAGUCCUGGGCAACCUGCUUUCUUUGGAGAUGGGGAAAAUUUCUGUUGAAGGGGUAGGAGAAGUCCAGGAAUAUGUAGAUAUUUGUGACUAUGCAGUUGGAUUAUCACGAAUGUUUGGAGGACCUGUACUACCAUCUGAACGUCCUGGACAUGCUCUCAUUGAACAAUGGAAUCCACUAGGUCUAGUAGGAAUCAUCACUGCAUUUAACUUUCCAGUGGCUGUUUAUGGCUGGAAUAAUGCUCUUGCACUCGUCUGUGGAAACUGUUGCCUGUGGAAAGGAGCUCCAACCACUCCUCUCACUAGUGUAGCUGUAACAAAAAUUGUUGCACAGGUCUUAGAAGAUAAUAAAUUACCUGGAGCCAUUUGUUCCCUAACCUGCGGUGGUGCUGACAUUGGUAUUGCAAUGAGUAAAGAUGAGCGAAUAAACCUCCUGUCUUUUACUGGAAGUACAAGUGUUGGAAAACAAGUAUCCUUAGUAGUUCAAGAGCGAUUUGGGCGACAGCUUCUGGAACUUGGUGGCAAUAAUGCUAUCGUUGUGUUUGAUGAUGCUGAUCUAAAUAUGGUAAUUCCAUCUGUUAUGUUCGCUGCUGUGGGAACUGCAGGGCAGAGGUGCACAACAACCAGACGUCUGUUUUUACAUGAAAGUAUUCACGAUGAGGUGGUGGAAAGACUUAGCAAAGCUUAUAAACAGAUCCGAAUUGGAGAUCCAUUGGACCCUAAUACUUUAUAUGGCCCCCUUCACACUAAGCAGGCAGUGGAUAUGUACAAGAAUGCAGUGGAACAGGCUAAACAGCAAGGUGGCAAUGUGGUUUAUGGUGGAAAGGCAAUUGAUCGUCCAGGAAACUAUGUAGAACCAACUAUUGUAACUGGCCUUCCCCACGAUGCGACCAUUGUUCAUACUGAGACAUUUGCACCCAUUUUGUAUGUUCUCAAAUUUAAGUCUGAGGAAGAAGCAUUUGCAUGGAACAAUGAGGUUAAACAGGGUCUCUCCAGCAGCAUCUUCACCAAGGAUAUAGGUAGAAUGUUCCGCUGGCUGGGACCCAAAGGUUCAGAUUGUGGAGUUGUAAAUGUCAAUAUUCCAACCAGUGGAGCUGAAAUUGGAGGAGCCUUUGGUGGAGAAAAACACACGGGUGGAGGCAGAGAAUCUGGCAGCGAUGCUUGGAAACAUUACAUGAGGAGGUCUACCUGCACCAUCAACUAUAGCAAGGAGCUUCCUCUAGCUCAAGGGAUCAAGUUUGAGUAAAGACGACUUGUGAUUUUAUAGCAACAAUCAAGACUUUGAAUGAGAGAGAAUGAAAGAUUAGAAUAAUUUUCAUAAGAGGAAUUAGGUCAUGUGAUGCAAAAUCUAGAAUAAAUUGAAGUGAUUUUGUGUGUGAAGUACCAGAUUUAGACCUAUGGGCCUUCUGCUUGUCUUCAACCUUUCAGAGUUGAGACUGUAAUGUACCACAUCUGUUCUUUACUACUGACAGGAUAACUUGUGUAUCCAACAAUGGAUUGUUUCCCUCCAAUGGCAACUAAAAUGAAAAUAAAACCUGAAGCUUUGAAAUAA
Pristis pectinata (smalltooth sawfish) is the source of this 1974-nucleotide messenger RNA. RefSeq names its product aldehyde dehydrogenase 7 family, member A1 (gene aldh7a1). The transcript is spliced from 18 exons. The record is from RefSeq and is a predicted model, not a curated record. Gene Ontology annotation, molecular function: aldehyde dehydrogenase (NAD+) activity. Lineage: Eukaryota; Metazoa; Chordata; Chondrichthyes; Rhinopristiformes; Pristidae. Bases 55 to 1668 code for a protein of 537 amino acids.